CCAGCAGGCAGUAUAGAUCUAUUGUCAAAAUAUGUCUAUGCUAAUAGGCUACUUGUAAAAUAUAGUCGCAGACAGAUAUAAGCACGCAUAAUAGCUAAUAACAAUACUCUUGCUUAAGGUUUAUUUGCCUCUGACUCUUGUUACUAUUGUGAUUUAUAUAUAGCAAAUGAAAGUAAAAGUGUGUUAUGACCGGGGUGGAUCCCAUCCUGUUUAGUUAAAUUUAUGGAAAGUUUUCCUCUCCGCCGUGGACACAUCGCGCUCUGCUGUAUCGCUUCCUCUGGUGCAGGAAGUUUCCUAUCUUGAAGAAAACAAAGGUUUAUUCUUCUUGCUGUUCUUCUUCGACUAAUAUUUCUCUUUGAUCUCAAACAUAAAGAUGGGCACAUUUGAAGACGAUUGUAUAAUAACUCAGGAGGACCUAGAGGGACUUAGGGAAUCCAUAUCUAAUCAGGAUCUUCCAUCAGCAAUAAACACAAUCAAGGACUACCUGAAACAACAAGAUCUUGUGGAGCUUAAUGUUGGUGUGACAGGGGAGUCUGGAUCUGGAAAGUCCACCUUUGUCAAUGCUUUCAGGGGUUUAGGGGAUGACGAUAAGGGCGCCGCUGUUACGGGUGUAGUGAAGACCACUAAAGAUCCCAAGGUUUACCUUCACCCAAAAUACAAUAAUGUUAAAGUGUGGGAUCUCCCUGCAAUAAGAACACGACGGUUCAAAGCCAGCAAGUACCUUCAACAGGUUCAAUUUGAACGCUAUGAUUUUUUUAUCAUCAUUGCUUCAAAUCGAUUCAAAAAAUGUCACACCAAGCUGGCCAAAGAGAUCAUGAGAAUGGGGAAGAAGUUUUACUUUGUUCGUUCCAAGAUUGACUGUACCAUUACUGCUAAAAAGAAGAAAAAGAACUUUGAUCUGAAAAAGAAGCUGGAUACCAUCCGAGAGGAUUGUAAAAAUGGGCUAAAAAAGAUGGGCAUUGAGAAACCUGAUGUCUUCUUGAUGUCUGCUCUGGAGAUGGGCAAGUAUGAUUUAAAUCUGCUGCAUGAGAUGAUAGAGAAAGAGCUUCCACAACAUAAGAGACACGUGCUGAUUUUGGCUUUGCCAAAUAUCACACUGGAGAUUAAUGAGAGAAAGAAGAAAGCUCUGGAGAAAAACAUUUCCAAAGUUGCCUUCCUAGCUGCUUGUAUGACCGCGAUUCCUGUUCGCGGUCUUUCGAUUGCAGUAAAUUUAGGCAUCAUAGUAGCUGAGUUAAAAAAAUACUACAGUACCUUUGGUCUGGAUGAUAAAUAUGGGAAGAAGGUAGAGAAGCUGAAGAAUCUGAUGAUGUCACCUCUACAUAACGGAAUAAACACAAAGUUAAUAACAGACUUGCUGAGUGCUGAAUCUCUUCUAGUAUUAAGAGAUGCUGUUAAUUUUGUUUUGAGCCUUAUACCCAUUGUAGGCUCUUUGACGGGGGGAAUGUCUUAUUUGACUGUCUCAAAUAUGCUGAAGAGAGCACUCAAUGAUAUAGCAGAAGAUGCCAAGAAGGUGCUAAUGGUUUCUUUGGAGUCUGAAAUGUAAAUGCAUUUGAAUUAGACAGCUUUACAUAAAUAUCAACACAGAUAAAAGAUACCAGAAUUUAUACAAAUUAAUUGUAUAAAGGUUUACACUGUUUACAGUCUCAAUUAAUAGAAAAAACACAGCCACACAUAUUUUUGUAUAUAGCAAUGAUUGUUUAUAACAAUUUCAGUAGCAGUUGUUGAAACAAAUUAUUUCCUUACUGGUAAUACUAUUUGUAUGCUAAUAGUGAUCUGAGUCAGAAUUAGGCUUGAUAAUCACAUCCCUUUAUGGGAAUUCCUCAGAAAUCUUGUUAGAUAUCUACUGUAUAUGCCUUUUGGAUUGUGAAUGUAAUUUCUAAAUUGUGUUGGUGAUCAUUUUCAGAGGUUAUGAUCUGGGUCAAUGUAAGACCAGCAAAAUUAUUCUUUGAUUUCAUAAUGCUACACCAAUAGAGAAAUGUUGCUGUAUGUGUAUAUAUACUUUAAAAUCUUCUUCAGAACGCUUUUGGUUUCACAG
Messenger RNA from Misgurnus anguillicaudatus (oriental weatherfish), 2035 nucleotides. NCBI's taxonomy places the organism in Eukaryota, Metazoa, Chordata, Actinopteri, Cypriniformes, Cobitidae. The record is from RefSeq and is a predicted model, not a curated record.